CCUACUGGCGUGAUGCGUAUCAAGCGCAACCAACACCAACACUGCCAUCAGCAACCAUUCGCAUAAUCAAAACACGCAAAUCUUACGUGCUCGAAACAGGGCCAAUUUUCCGGGAAAUACGGAGGAAAUAUCAGCUUUUUUCGGCUCCAGUGAAAGCGGGACCAUGAACAGUAUCGGUGAAAAUUGUACCGAGUUGAAAAAGAAGUACGAUUCGUGCUUCAAUCAGUGGUUUUCCGAACGCUUUCUGAAGGGCGAUGCCGACGAUUCGGUGUGUGCACCUCUGUUCCAAGUGUACCAACAGUGCGUGAAGGAUGCCAUGAAGGCCCACCAGAUCGAGUUUAAGGAGAUCGAAAGCGACUACCUGGGUUCCGAGAAGGAGCAAAAAGUUCCUCCCAAGAACGGCGGUUCCAGCUGACCCUGAUCUGUGUCGCUCGGCAGCAUCACCACUGGCCAUUGAAACGAUACGACACUCGCUACGGCAACACGACUGACAGCACGAGAGAAGACGUAUGACUAUGAUGAAAUCAAAUCAAUUCCCCACAAACAUUUGAAGUUGGUGGUGCUACGCACGAAAUGGUUGCGAGUGAUAAUUAUAUGCACCGUUCGUUGCCACAGCUAAGCUCGGAAGCAGUGCGUUCCGACUCAAUUUUUUUUAUCAACGUUCCUUUAGUUUUUUGUAAUUUUCAAGAAUGUGAAGAAACGGUGCACUACAGAGCCACUCUGUCUAGUCGAAAGCAAAAAGGUAUGAUAAUAAAAGUGUAAGUUUUAGUGAAUCAAAGCAAAAAUGAAAAUAAAAUCAAUAAGUUAGAAGAAUAGCCACUGUGUCAUUUGGAGUUGUUCAACGGCUUUAAUGAAAUAUUUUCUUAAGUAUGCUUGUUCUAUUAAUGUACAGAUUAAUUAGCUCCGUAGGAGUGACAAAUAUAUCAAUCAUUCAUUACGGCA
Aedes aegypti (yellow fever mosquito) is the source of this 942-nucleotide messenger RNA. RefSeq names its product TP53-regulated inhibitor of apoptosis 1. The transcript has 2 exons. The record is from RefSeq and is a predicted model, not a curated record. Bases 164 to 415 code for a protein of 83 amino acids. Lineage: Eukaryota; Metazoa; Arthropoda; Insecta; Diptera; Culicidae.